This is a messenger RNA of Sorghum bicolor (sorghum), 804 nucleotides long. RefSeq lists its product as uncharacterized. The transcript is spliced from 3 exons. Lineage: Eukaryota; Viridiplantae; Streptophyta; Magnoliopsida; Poales; Poaceae. The record is from RefSeq and is a predicted model, not a curated record. Bases 167 to 529 code for a protein of 120 amino acids.
UGCCGUCUUGUUCAGCACCAACCAACCACUGUCAGGCAGGCACCAGUGUGCCAAAUCGAGAAUGCAAUAAGUUCGUUCUUGGGAAGCGCUGGCUCCUAUUUAUCAACUGUUUCAUCACCCUUUUCUUUUCCAAAACCGGCAAGGGCUCGCUCGCUCCAAGAGCCCAAUGGCGAUCAGGAGCUCCUUCCAUGGCCUUCCUUCCACCGCCGCCGUCCCAAGAUUCAGCACAAGCAAAAGCAAGGUAACAACACUGAGGCUCAGCGCCACAGCGCACAGCAGCCACGAGCACUUCCCGUCCUCCAGCUCCGCAAGAUCCAUCAAGACGGUGUUUGAGGACCAGGUGAGAGGGGUGGUGUGCUACAGAGACGACAGCGGGGAGGUGAUCUGCGAAGGGUUCGACGAAGGGCCUCGCCUCGGGAUGCGGCUGCCGGAGAAGGCCUGCUUCCCAUGGCCCAUGGGAAUCCGGGUCACUGAUUUCAUCGAGCUGUCGACGCUUGGGGUCUUGGAAGACGAGGAUGCUCUGAAAUGAUACGAAGAUGGAGCCACCAUCAGCUAUCUGGAGGAGCUCUGUCGUGUGUGACAGCAACCACAUGAAUAAGAAUAAGAAGACGGAGCCGAUCGGAUCAGCUAUCUGGAGUUCAGCAAUAUUUACAUGAUGAUGAGUAUGAGCAUACAUCGACUUAGUCAAUAUACGAACGAGACGAAAUUCGUGUUGUUUUCUGAAGCAUCAGACCAAACUGUUCAUGUUCUUAUAUGACAACGUUCCUUAAUUAAUUACAGUCCCGAAGUAUACUUCACUCCAGU